Hypoxylon trugodes is the source of this 1566-nucleotide messenger RNA. RefSeq lists its product as uncharacterized. The record is from RefSeq and is a predicted model, not a curated record. The coding region runs from base 665 to 1360 and encodes 231 amino acids. The transcript has 2 exons. Lineage: Eukaryota; Fungi; Ascomycota; Sordariomycetes; Xylariales; Hypoxylaceae.
CAUCGCACGAUUAAUCAACCGAUUUUCAAUUCGCCCACUUACUAUCGGUCAUAUUUGCGUGCUAGAGCGAUUCGUGAUUGUUGCCAAUCUCUCUUUUUUUCCGUGGUGCUUAUCCUUCGAUGUAUCACAUUUUGGCGGCACACGUAUAUACGUUCAUCUUUGUUCCUGAAUCUUAGUCCUGUCAAACGUAUUCUGGGUUACGUCACUGAUAAUAGAUGUUGAACUAACUCAAUGGAUGCUUGCGUUGGCAUGUUUCAUUGAAGACACUAAACCCCUAGUCAUCAGGGUAGCACUUUGAGUCGGCAACUGAGUCUUGAUCAUCGAUUAUCGUAGUUUGUAAAUGAUAGCGAAGGCCGGUAGCUUACUUGCUAAAGCCGAUAGUAUCGAAGCUUCUACUGAGAAUAUGAACGUGUACCCUAGAUGCGUCUUAGUUCCCACUACCUACCUAGGUAUAGGUGUCUGUAGCCACCCGUAGACCGGGUUAGGUCUCUAUCUUGUAAGGGCCAGAAGGCCACUAUUGCUUGGUGGUAAAUUUUAUACCGGGCUUAAUUUCCAGCCCCAUUUUACCCCGUCCCGUCUUCGCAGCAUUGCGAAUUAUCGCGUGCCCACCAGAGUCAAUGCCCAUUUCACCUCUGAUACACCUACAACCACAAAUAAGGACAUAAUGGGUAUCAUUAGGACGGCAUUAUUGACGGGUGUCUAUGGAGUGACCGGAGGUGUAGCCAGCGUAGGUGCUGGAAUGGCUUAUCUAGCUGCGACGACCACCCUCGUCGACCUCACUAAGAGCGAUUCCAUGUUCCAUUCGAAGACAUACGCCAAGUAUAAUCCGAAGGACAACCCAGCGCAUCAGGAUGUUGUUUUCAAGCGCAUACCUCUAAGCAAACUCCGGCCCGGGCUACGCAACGAUGAGAAAGCCCUCACCCUCGAAUUCUGCCGUGGCGUGUGGAGUCGUUGGGGAUUCUGGCCGCAGAGUAAGUACCAUGAGCGGUACGAUAAACCACCCGGAUCGGAGAAUUAUCUGUGGCACACCUCAGACUUAGCUCUCGCCAAGUACGAAACAGGUUUGAAAUUCUCAAAUCACUUCGAGGUGGUCAACAACGAAGGCAACGAAAUUAUUGUCCGUUGUGGUGGAUCGCCAAUGGAAUCCGGAUUAAGGAAUUCGGACGGUCUAGUUGUCAUCAGCGCAAAGAUCGACCAGCAGGCCCAACAAGCUGAGCUCAUCCUCAAGUCUGCCUUAUAUAACAGCGCUGGGUCUUUCGCUGAGGGACAAGGCCACCCUGUUCCGCCUAAGAUCGUGUUCGCGCAUCGAUGGUACGUUCGUAUGUUGGUGCAGAGUGCUGUUAAAAACAUUAAGGCAUAAUGCGCUUGGACGUGGCUGGUUUGAAGUUAGACAGUACGGGGUUUCUUUGUAGAUAUCAGGAUGGAUAGAAAUAUUCGAUUUAUACCCUAUUUUAUGCUCGUCCUUCGUUUGACUUGAGCGAUUUGGAUAUAAUGGUGGAAUGAAUUGGUCAAGCAAUACACUACAUUGAUUCUAGAGUAAAAUUCUUACGAAGCCAUUCAUCAUCA